AUGCCAUCAACGACAUUGCUUACAUCCUCACUUCACUAUGGCGUUGUUGCGCGCUCGUAUCCCUUACGUGGGAAGGUCCUGCGCGGCUAUCUAGACGCAGCGGGGACGGCAAAUGGGGUGGGAAACGGCAACCCGAACGCAGAGUUCUCCCCGCUUGUUAGUGCAAUUGCGCUUGCGAGCGAAGGUCGCACGGCCCGGGUUGCCUGGGGUUUCAGUAACGGCGAAGUGGCAGUAACGGUUGCAAACCGUGCGAUGGAUGAGGCGCGUCCGUCGUCGGCACAACAUGUGCGCUGCAGACUAGACGAAUGCCACGAGGGAACAGUGCGUGAUAUCGCGUGGACAAGCACGGAAUGUCCGACGGCAUUUGUGACGGGCGCGACGGACGGGCGCAUGAAGCUAUGGGACGCGAAGAGGGUGAACUGUCUGUGGACGUCGGAGAAGAGCCCAUCUCUCAUCGCUGAUCCGUGUAUCAAGGUGGCCAUCGACAGCGCUCACGGAGUCGUCGUUGGUGUGAUGGAAAGCAACGAAAUUGUCGUGUGGUCCGGAGUCAAUUCGUGCGUAUCCGAUGAACAGGGGAAGGUUGCCCAUUCCGAUCACCCUCACAAAGUCUGCAUCUCAAGAACGCGCAAUAACGGAGUAUCCGUGCCCAGCAAUGAGGUCCACCCUAGUAGGGAACUAUCCGAGUUACGUCUGACGUUCUCCCGCAACGGGCAGCUCUCCAUUUUGACAUCUCACAAGAAUGAAUGCUACUUUGAACGCAUCAUUGUGGAGUUGUCUACUGCCGCGGUGGAGUAUGUCGCGUUUGGCGACACUUCUUCCGGAUACAUAACCUCUCUCAAUCCAGUAUUCGCUACCCAAGAUGAAGAGUCGAGUUUUGUUAUCGUGGGCGACAAGCUCGGCUGCAUCAGUAUCUUCGAUUGGGAUGCUCGACCUGAUCCAGUGAAAGGCACUGUUUUACCCUACCAGAAAUUCGAGGCGCAUGAAGACGGCGCUGUCACCGCUUUAGCUUGGAACCCUAUUGUGCUGAUAUCGGGCUCGUCGGGCGGGAGUCUAAAAGUUUGGGACUCAAUCUCGUUUGCCCUUCUUCGCACCUUCGCAUCGUCAGCGCCUCGUCCAGCGCCCAAUGUCGAGCAUGACGGCGUUCUGCAAAUUUUAAUGGAGAGAGAUGUGCUGCUGGCGUCUAUCGGAAGCAAGGUCACGGCGUUUCAUGCAGGUCGCGUGGAGGAUAAAGCCCAUGGGAAGGGGAAGCAAGCCAAGGCUGCAAGGCAUUCGGGGCUGGCAAAAUGGCAACAGCAAUUGGAAAUGCACCACGAUAUCGCGGAGUCACGUCGAGACCUCGAGGAGGAACAAGCGUACAUGCGCCGUGCAUUUGGGCGAGAAAGAGAGCAGCGGUCCACCUUAGAGCAUCUCGGCUUGAGCGAGGUAGAAGCAGUCGAAUAUGUGCUAAUGCUCAGCCGGGAUGAAGAAGAGCGCCGUAGAGAAAGCCUCGCCUCAGCAUCAUCCGAUGCGGCAUACAUUGAUGGUGUGUUCAUGGACGACUUUGACGACGCCCAGAUGCCCGUUUCAGGAUCUGAUGCUUCUCUGACGAACGACUCAAACCUUGCUUCGUCCUCCCGAACGCGUUCACUUCCGGGACGCGACACCUCAAGUGUCACGGCAAGCGGGCACUCACUGGGUCCGACACUGCCAGCCCCUAUGAACCGCAAAGUUUGUGUCUCACCGCGUCCGGUCCCGGAGCCGAUGGCAGCUGGCUUCAGCGCUAGCCCCUCGAGCGGCUCUGUGUCCUCUUCCUUCAACACACAGGGUUUCACGUCAGUACCACCCCCAUCGGACCCGGAUCAAUUCCCCGCCAUAAGCCGCACGCCAUCCUCUGCUGGUGUCUCAGUUCCCAGCAGUCCAUACAGUCCUGACGCCACCCAUUUCUCGGCCUCCGGCUCGGGCAGUCCCAGUUCUUACCGCAGUGCAUGGAGCAUCCCCUUACGUUCGCGGCAUUCUUCGAGGUCUGCAUCGUUUCAUACGAAUACAUCCUCAAGCAUUGGCGAUGUUAGCGAUCACAUGGCCCCUGACAAUGUCGUUUGGUCCACUACUGGUCCCUCAUUGAUUGCAGCUGGAUUUGGGCGACAGACAAGUAAUGGCGUUCAGGCACCUCUGCACGAGGACCAGGAAGACGAAGAGUUAAAGUUUGCAAUUGAGCUCAGUCUGGCAGAGGCGAGAAGUCGCGGCGAGAAUGUCUGA
Laetiporus sulphureus 93-53 is the source of this 2235-nucleotide messenger RNA. RefSeq lists its product as uncharacterized. NCBI's taxonomy places the organism in Eukaryota, Fungi, Basidiomycota, Agaricomycetes, Polyporales, Laetiporaceae. The record is from RefSeq and is a predicted model, not a curated record. Gene Ontology annotation, cellular component: preribosome, large subunit precursor. The transcript is spliced from 2 exons. Gene Ontology annotation, molecular function: protein binding. Bases 1 to 2235 code for a protein of 744 amino acids.